Saccharomyces cerevisiae S288C is the source of this 2877-nucleotide messenger RNA. It is a transcript of the gene RDH54, whose product is annotated as DNA-dependent ATPase RDH54. The record is from RefSeq and is marked reviewed. Gene Ontology annotation, cellular component: nucleus. The coding region runs from base 1 to 2877 and encodes 958 amino acids. Gene Ontology annotation, molecular function: ATP hydrolysis activity; ATP binding. The transcript has a single exon. NCBI's taxonomy places the organism in Eukaryota, Fungi, Ascomycota, Saccharomycetes, Saccharomycetales, Saccharomycetaceae.
AUGGCGGUAAUAAGCGUUAAACCUCGACGAAGAGAGAAGAUCCUACAGGAGGUAAAAAACAGCUCGGUAUAUCAAACGGUAUUUGAUUCCGGUACUACUCAAAUGCAGAUACCGAAAUAUGAGAACAAGCCAUUCAAGCCUCCAAGAAGGGUUGGAUCAAAUAAGUACACACAACUCAAACCAACCGCCACUGCAGUCACAACAGCCCCUAUAUCUAAAGCCAAAGUUACUGUCAACUUGAAAAGAAGCAUUUCGGCGGGACCUACUUUAAAUCUUGCCAAGAAGCCGAAUAAUCUGUCCUCAAAUGAAAACACUAGAUAUUUUACUAUCAUGUACAGGAAGCCUACUACCAAAAAGCACAAGACUUGGAGUGGUGAUGGCUACGCUACCUUAAAAGCCAGUAGCGAUAAGUUAUGCUUUUAUAACGAAGCAGGGAAAUUUCUUGGGUCAAGUAUGCUACCAAGUGAUUCAGAUUCUCUCUUCGAAACUCUUUUCAAAGCAGGCUCCAAUGAAGUACAAUUGGAUUACGAAUUGAAGGAAAAUGCAGAAAUACGUAGCGCCAAAGAAGCCUUAUCACAAAACAUGGGAAAUCCCAGCCCACCGACCACAAGCACAACAGAAACAGUGCCUUCUACGAAGAAUGACGGUGGCAAAUACCAAAUGCCUCUGUCUCAGCUGUUUUCACUAAACACUGUGAAAAGAUUCAAAUCAGUAACAAAGCAAACAAAUGAACACAUGACCACAGUACCUAAAACCAGUCAAAAUUCCAAAGCCAAAAAAUAUUAUCCAGUAUUUGAUGUCAACAAAAUCGAUAAUCCUAUAGUAAUGAACAAAAAUGCAGCCGCUGAAGUUGACGUAAUUGUUGAUCCAUUACUGGGCAAAUUCUUGCGCCCUCAUCAGAGGGAAGGGGUGAAGUUCAUGUAUGAUUGCUUAAUGGGCUUGGCAAGACCAACUAUUGAAAAUCCGGAUAUCGAUUGUACUACUAAAAGUUUAGUGUUAGAAAAUGACUCAGAUAUUAGUGGAUGCCUUUUGGCUGAUGAUAUGGGUUUAGGUAAAACACUAAUGAGUAUAACUUUGAUUUGGACAUUAAUUAGGCAAACUCCUUUUGCAUCAAAAGUUUCAUGUUCGCAAUCAGGCAUACCAUUAACUGGACUUUGUAAGAAGAUUUUAGUCGUUUGUCCCGUUACUUUAAUAGGAAAUUGGAAAAGAGAAUUUGGAAAAUGGUUAAAUUUGUCAAGAAUAGGUGUUUUGACAUUAAGCUCAAGGAAUUCUCCUGAUAUGGAUAAAAUGGCUGUCAGAAAUUUUUUAAAAGUGCAACGAACUUAUCAAGUCUUGAUUAUUGGCUACGAAAAACUCUUGAGUGUUUCUGAAGAAUUAGAGAAAAAUAAACAUUUGAUUGACAUGCUGGUGUGUGACGAAGGCCAUCGACUAAAAAACGGGGCUUCUAAAAUUUUAAAUACGCUGAAGAGUUUAGACAUAAGAAGGAAGCUUUUGCUUACGGGAACUCCUAUACAAAAUGAUCUUAAUGAGUUUUUCACUAUUAUAGAUUUCAUAAACCCAGGAAUCCUUGGAAGCUUCGCUUCUUUCAAAAGAAGAUUCAUUAUCCCUAUAACUAGAGCCAGAGACACUGCAAACAGAUACAACGAAGAAUUGUUGGAAAAGGGGGAAGAAAGGUCAAAAGAGAUGAUAGAAAUUACGAAAAGAUUUAUUUUGAGACGAACAAAUGCGAUUUUAGAAAAGUACCUUCCUCCAAAGACGGAUAUAAUUUUAUUCUGUAAACCAUACAGCCAACAGAUAUUGGCAUUCAAAGAUAUUUUGCAGGGCGCACGUUUAGAUUUUGGACAAUUGACGUUCAGUUCUUCGCUAGGACUAAUAACAUUACUGAAAAAGGUUUGUAACUCUCCUGGAUUGGUUGGCUCAGAUCCCUAUUACAAAUCACAUAUAAAGGAUACCCAAUCUCAGGACAGCUAUAGUCGUUCUUUGAACUCUGGUAAGUUAAAGGUAUUAAUGACAUUACUAGAAGGUAUUAGGAAGGGUACCAAGGAGAAGGUCGUCGUAGUGUCUAACUACACUCAAACAUUGGAUAUAAUUGAAAAUUUGAUGAAUAUGGCUGGGAUGUCACAUUGCAGACUCGACGGUUCCAUACCUGCUAAACAAAGGGACUCUAUCGUCACAUCUUUCAAUCGGAAUCCAGCCAUAUUUGGAUUCUUGUUGAGUGCAAAAUCGGGAGGUGUAGGAUUGAAUCUAGUCGGUGCUUCGCGACUUAUUUUAUUUGAUAAUGAUUGGAAUCCUUCAGUAGAUUUGCAAGCGAUGUCACGAAUUCAUAGAGAUGGUCAAAAAAAGCCGUGCUUCAUAUAUAGACUUGUCACAACUGGGUGUAUCGAUGAGAAAAUAUUGCAAAGGCAAUUAAUGAAGAACAGUUUGAGCCAAAAAUUUCUAGGUGACUCGGAGAUGAGAAAUAAAGAAUCUUCUAAUGAUGAUCUUUUCAAUAAAGAGGACUUGAAGGACCUGUUUUCUGUCCAUACAGAUACCAAGAGUAACACACAUGACUUAAUUUGUUCUUGCGAUGGUUUAGGUGAGGAAAUUGAAUAUCCUGAAACAAAUCAACAGCAGAACACCGUAGAGCUGAGAAAGCGUAGCACUACGACAUGGACAAGUGCGCUGGAUUUACAAAAGAAAAUGAAUGAAGCAGCCACCAACGAUGAUGCCAAAAAGUCACAAUACAUUAGGCAAUGUCUCGUUCAUUAUAAGCAUAUCGAUCCAGCAAGACAAGAUGAAUUAUUUGAUGAGGUUAUCACAGAUUCGUUCACCGAAUUGAAAGAUAGUAUUACCUUUGCGUUUGUAAAGCCCGGCGAGAUAUGUCUCAGAGAACAAUGA